UAAAAAGAAAGUUUGUCGAAAAAUGUCUGUGAAAGUAUUGCUUUUCAACGUACACUUACGUUCACGAUUUCAAAGUAUCGGCGCGAGGUGGUACUGUGCGAAAAUAACUGCAGCCGACAAAGUCCUCGAGUCCGCCGAUGAAGAACCGCUCUACGUUGAAGAGGAAGCGGAUCCGGCGGAACUAAACAGGAAAAGAAACAAGUCGAGACUCUCGACCGCCCACAGAAACGUGCUGCUCGAACAGAGACCUUACGAUGAAUCCAUAGAAUGGUAUCACGAUACCGUCAAGUAUAAGAAACGAAUACUGGGUAGAUACGGAAUGAAAGCAUUGGGAGUACCCGCGGGACUCGCCUGGCCCACUCCUCAGGAAGUCGAAGAAGCGAAGGAGUAUGAAAACUUCAAAUAUCCUCGGUCGAUUCAAGAUAGAUUCGAAACGAUCAUGGAGCAGAAGAAAAAAGAGGAAGAGGCUACGAUGGCAAGGCAAGAACACAUAGCUGCCAAAAUGGCCAAUAUGGAACAACUGAUAAACGAUGUGCAAGCUAGAAUCGCUAAGAAACAAGAGCAAGAAUUGGAAGCUAAAUUAAGAAAGGAACGGAAGAUCGAGGAGAUCAGGCGCCAGUUGAUCGGGGAAGGUAUCCUGGGCAAGGAGAAACUGGCCGAGGCGUUAUCCCUGGCCGAGAAAGAGGAGAAGAAGAAAAAGAAGGAAGCUAAAAAGGCAAAGUUGUUGGAAAGGGAGAAGAAAUUGAUCGAACGAUUGACUGUAAAGCAACACGAACAACAGAAUACCGAAGAACCGGAAGGAAACGAGGCAGAGGCUAAAAAGGAAUAGGACGCGGUACAAAGAGAACGCGCGUUGCCUCGUAAAAUGGUCAUAAAGUCAAUAGAUGAAAUGGAGAAACGAUUUACACUUAUACAUCGUACGUUGAAUCUGAUAAUUUUCCUUUCUUCGUUUCCUUUCUGUUCACAAAUAACAACGACGACGUACAUACGUCUUAGUAAAUAUUGUAUUUUCUUUUGUAAAAUACAAAAAAACGUUGCACACUA
Molecule: messenger RNA, 1044 nt
Organism: Ceratina calcarata
Lineage: Eukaryota; Metazoa; Arthropoda; Insecta; Hymenoptera; Apidae
Gene: CRIF
Product: growth arrest and DNA damage-inducible proteins-interacting protein CRIF
Exons: 2
Coding region: 23-829 (268 amino acids)
Cellular component (GO): mitochondrion; nucleus
Source: RefSeq, a predicted model, not a curated record